Messenger RNA from Heterotrigona itama, 1334 nucleotides. NCBI's taxonomy places the organism in Eukaryota, Metazoa, Arthropoda, Insecta, Hymenoptera, Apidae. The record is from the annotation of a GenBank genome assembly.
AUUCGUGUUAUUUGGUGUGAUUGAUUGAGUAGAACUAACCUAAACCUAACCUAGAAAAUAUUUUAUAUGUUUACAAACAAAUCCUAAACUUUCAUUAAAAAUAAUGGCAGAAUACGUUGGAAGCAAAGCUACUAUUGCUUCAGAAGAGGUAGAAGUAGGCGAGAUUCAAGAAGGAAUACCAGAGAGAUUUCAAAAAGACGAAAAAUCAAGAUUGAACGUGGAGAUACUAGAAGACACGGCGACGGCAGAACCAGUUUAUCAAAUACGUCCGCAAUUACAUGAGAAGUUUAAACCUUUAAGCGCUAAAGAAGUUAUACAUAAUGUGCUAUUUGAUCAGCUUUCUGCAAAAACGUAUGAUGCUCAGGAAGCUGCUCAAUGGACUAAAGAUAUAGCAGAUCUAAUUAGAGAGAAAGUUAAAGAGUUAAAGUUCAAACGAUACAAAUACAUUGUGAAUGUGGUUUUGGGUGAACAGCAUGGUGCUGGGGUAAAAAUGGGUACAAGAUGUAUUUGGGAUGCAGAGGCAGAUGCAUAUGCGUAUGAUAGUUUCUUAAAUGAUACAAUAUUCUGCGUGGCUACUGUGUAUGCUGUAUAUUUUUAUUAAUAAGUGGUUACAUAUUAUUGAUUAUGAUAUAUUGAGUAUUUAAAGUUCAUUAUGAUUUGAAUGAAAGAAUAAUAAACAUGAUCGAAGGAAUAAACAUUUUAUUAAAUAGAAGCUAUUACUUAAUGACACAUAUUUCAUUAUAUCGUCAUGGCACAGUUUUUACAUACAUUUAAAAAUAUCUAUGACCAUGUAUUUUAUAAUACACAUGCUCAAAUUUUUAAUGAGAGUGCAUUACAUUUACAUGUCUUUGUUUAUUAAAAUUAUUAUAGCACCAUAAUUCACGGUAUUAUUCUAUAAUUACAAAAAAUUUUUAAACGUGAUAAAAGGCACUUUAUUCUAUAGCUAUGACUUUCACUUAUAUUUAUUUAUGUUAAGAUUAUUUUAAACUACGAAACAUUUCGUGUAUUUGAAUUCAUAUUUGUUGGAUUGCACAAUUUUGUCGCAUAUUUAUGUAUUUUACAUACAUAAAUAUGCGACUAUUCAUAUAAUAGUUAAAAAUUAAAAUGCAACUAAAAGUUUUGUGAUGUAUAUAAAAUAUUGGUUUAAUAAUACGAUAAAAGGAAUAUUUGCUAGAUGAAUUUAUUUAUGAAAAAUUUUUUUAUCAUAAUGUUUGACUCAAUAUCUUCUAUCUAAUUCUUUGAACGAGUUAUUCAAACUAUUUUGAAACUUGUAAAAUUCAAAUAAAAGAAAAAUACGUAGUUUAUAAUAAUAUAUUUUUGUAUAAAUAUAAGAU